GCCGGAGGGUGCAGGACGUGCUGCAGGAUUUCGGCACCGAGGGGGCUCUGGCUCAGCCCCAUCAGGGCAAGAGCCUCGACCUGGAGGGGUUCUCGCGGUUCCUGCGGAGGUACCUGGAGAGCGACGAUGUCCCGGAGCCGCUGUGCCGGCGCCUCUUCGCCUCCUUCCAGAGCCAGGACGGCAGCGACUGCGUCUCCCUGAGUGAUGUCUCCUGCUACUUCUCCCUGCUGGAGGGGGGACGCCCCGAGGACAAGCUGGAAUUCUCCUUCAAGCUGUAUGACAAGGACGGGAACGGGGUCCUGGACAGCUCGGAGGUGGAUCGGAUCAUCACCCAGAUGAUGAGGGUGGCCCAGUACCUGGACUGGGAUGUGACGGAGCUGAAGCCGAUCCUGCAGGAGAUGAUGCGGGAGAUCGACUACGACGGCAGCGGGACGGUGUCCCUGGGCGAGUGGCUGCGGGGGGGGGUCACCAACAUCCCGCUGCUGGUGCUGCUGGGGCUCGAGGGGGACAUGAAGGACGACGGGCAGCACCUCUGGCGCCUGAAGCAGUUCUCACGUCCUGCCUUCUGCAACGUGUGCGAGGGGCUGCUCGUGGGGCUGCGGAAACAGGGGCUGCGCUGCUGCCUGUGCCGGUUCACGGUGCACGAGCGCUGCGCCCGCCGGGCCCCCCACAACUGCAUCAGCACCUACGCCAAGAACCGCAGGGAGGCCGAGGUCCAGGCCCACGUGUGGGUGAGGGGCGGCUGUGACGGUGCCAAGUGCAGGGAGUGCCAGAAGAAGAUCCGGAGCUUCCAGAGCCUGACGGGGCUGAACUGCGUGUGGUGCCACCGCAAGAUCCAUGAGGAGUGCCAGCCCCUCGUGCCCCCAGCCUGCGACUGUGGGGUCCUGCGGGACCACGUCCUGCCCCCCGCCUCCAUCUACCCCGUCCUGCUGGAGAGGCAGGACAGCCAGAGAGACAACGGUGGGACGCCGGUGGAGGAGACCCCCCAAGUGUUCACCACCCCUGAGGGGCAGGCGCUGCGGGUCAGUCCCCCCCCCGACACCCACCCACUCCUCGUCUUCGUCAACCCCAAGAGUGGAGGGAAACAGGGGGAGAGGGUGCUCCGGAAGUUCCAGUACCUGCUCAACCCCCGGCAGGUUUAUAACCUGCAGAAGGGAGGCCCCAUGCCCGGGCUGGAUUUCUUCCGGGACGUGCCGGAUUUUCGUGUCCUGGUGUGCGGGGGGGACGGCACCGUGGGCUGGAUCCUGGAUGCCAUCGACAAAGCCAACCUGCCCCGCCGGCCGCCCGUGGCCGUCCUGCCCCUGGGCACCGGCAACGACCUGGCCCGCUGCCUGCGCUGGGGGGGAGGGUACGCGGGGCAGGACCUGCGCAGGAUCCUGUGGGAGCUGAGGAGCAGCACCGUGGUGCAGAUGGACCGGUGGGGGCUGGAGGUGCUGCCCCGGGACCCGGCGGCCGAGGGGGACCCGGUGCCCCAGGGCAUCAUCAACAACUACUUCUCCGUCGGGGUGGACGCCUCCAUCGCCCACCGGUUCCACGUCAUGCGGGAAAAGCACCCGGAGAAGUUCAACAGCAGGAUGAAGAACAAGCUCUGGUACCUGGAAUUUGCCACCUCAGAGACCCUUUUCUCCACCUGCAAGAGGCUCAAGGAGCACCUGAGUGUGGAGGUCGGCGGGACCCCCCUGGAGCUGGGGGGGUCCCUGGAGGGGCUGGCAGUGCUCAACAUCCCCAGCACCCACGGGGGGUCCAACCUGUGGGGCGAGACCCGGCGGGCGAGGGGGCCCAGGGCGGCACAGCCCCCCAACGUCACCGACAGCGAGACCCUCCGGAGCUGCGUGCAGGACCUGGGUGACGGGCGGCUGGAGGUGGUGGGGCUGGAGGGGGUUCUGGAGAUGGGGCAGAUCUACACCGGGCUGAAGAGCGCGGGGACACGCCUGGCGACCUGCUCCGAGCUCACCCUGAGGACACUGAAGGCCCUGCCUAUGCAGGUCGAUGGGGAGCCCUGGAUGCAGCCGCCCUGCACGGAUCACCCACAAGAACCAGGUGCCCAUGCUCAUGGCUACCACAUCCCGGUUCUGCGGCGUCUUCGGCACCAAGAGGGGCUCCCUCGAGGCCUGAGGGGGCCGGGGGGGGCCGGGGGAGCCCCCCCGAGCUGUGCCCGGGCAGGGAACACAGGCCAACCCUGCCUACCCCCCCUCCCCAGCAGGAGCAGGGGGGCCGUGCCCCUCCCCUGCCCCCAGGGGUGCUCAGAGCCUGGGGGUGCCGGGGGGGCAGGGGGGGCUGCACGAAGCCCCCCAGGGUGCAGCGCAGUGGCCAGAGCCCCCCACCCCGCCUGGCCCCCCCGCUAUUUAUUCCCCCCCAAUUCCAAGUGCCUGUUGCAGGAAUAAAGCUGGUGUUGUGACGAG
Molecule: messenger RNA, 2402 nt
Organism: Pipra filicauda (Wire-tailed manakin)
Lineage: Eukaryota; Metazoa; Chordata; Aves; Passeriformes; Pipridae
Gene: DGKA
Product: diacylglycerol kinase alpha
Exons: 22
Coding region: 336-2384 (682 amino acids)
Biological process (GO): intracellular signal transduction; lipid phosphorylation; diacylglycerol metabolic process
Cellular component (GO): plasma membrane
Molecular function (GO): ATP-dependent diacylglycerol kinase activity; calcium ion binding
Source: RefSeq, a predicted model, not a curated record